Hydractinia symbiolongicarpus is the source of this 1704-nucleotide messenger RNA. RefSeq lists its product as uncharacterized. The record is from RefSeq and is a predicted model, not a curated record. NCBI's taxonomy places the organism in Eukaryota, Metazoa, Cnidaria, Hydrozoa, Anthoathecata, Hydractiniidae. The transcript has 3 exons. Bases 1 to 1704 code for a protein of 567 amino acids. Gene Ontology annotation, biological process: DNA recombination; DNA integration. Gene Ontology annotation, molecular function: DNA binding.
AUGUAUGUUGAAUUCCCUUCAAAAAUAGUGGCUCCAUGCCAACGCCUGACAUUUCUGGGAGUUGUCCUAGACACUGUGUCUCUAACUCUAUCACUGCCUGCUCAUAAACUAUCUGUUUUAAAAGAUGUUAUUGCCUUAUUUUUAACACGAAAACGUGCUUCCAAGAAACAGUUGCAACAAUUAGCAGGUCGCCUCAAUUGGGCCUGCAAAGUUGUGUAUGGUGGUCGCACUUUUCUUCGCCGCCUCCUGGAUCUUAUGAACACUCUGCCUACCUCUGCCUCGAAGUGUCGGCUGACACUCGAAUUCCACAGAGAUAUGGUGUGGUGGGAUGAGUUCUUGGACACCUUUAAUGGACAAUGUGAUUUUCAUGACAAACGUCCAGUCACUGCAUUACAAACUGAUGCUUGUUCCUCAGCUGUAGGCGGAUUCUAUCUUGGUGAUUGGUUCUACUCAAACUUGUUGGUAGAUUCACCAUCACUUAGUUGCCUUCACAUCAAUUUUAAGGAAGCAUUAUGUGUUGUUCUCUCAGCUGCUCGCUGGGCUUCUGCUUGGCGCAAUAAGACGGUCCAUGUCUAUUAUGAUAAUACGGCUGCUGUCAGCAUGCUAAACAAGGGCACUACUCGAAACCCUCUUAUGAUGAAGUUUCUACGGCAACUUUUUUGGUUGUCUGCAACUUAUAACUUUCGUCCAAAGGUGUUUCAUGUGCCAGAUGCUCUUGGCAUGGUGCAGGCCUUGUCGAAUGAUGUCAUAUAUUUUCGUCAAGCUAAUUAUGCUGAGAGUACUAAGAAGAACUACCGUACAUAUCUUACUACUUAUAAAAAAUUUUGUUACAUGCUGUCUGUGCCUUUAGUCCCAGCCACUACUAGUUUUUUGUGCUUAUAUGCAGCCUAUCUUGCCAAGUUUCUUCUGCCGCAGUCACUCUGUUUGUAUAUUUCGUUCGUUGAUUUAUUACAUAAGGAAAUGGGGUUUCCUAAUCCGCUUAAUGAAAACUGGAUACUGUCAUCAGUCCUCAAGGGUAUUAGACGAGUGUUGGGAGUCCCUCCUCGACCUCGUCUGCCUAUUACCCCAGAUUUAUUGGUUCAGAUCCGUUCACGCCUUAAUCUUAACUGCAGUUACCAUGCCUCAUUUUGGGCUAUUUGUGUAGUUGCAUUUUUUGGGUUAUUUCGUAAGGUACAUUUGUUGCCAUUUUCAUGUAAUACCUUUAAUCCUGGGCGGCAGUUUACCAAGUCAGACUUCUCCUUUUCAAACUCAACUGUUUACAUAGCCGUUCGCUGGAGCAAGACCAUUCAACUAGGACAGCGUAUUAUUACUGUGCCUUUGUUGGCUGCUCCCAAAUCUAUAUUGUGUCCAGUAACCGCUAAACAACAUGCAUUUUCAUUUACGGCUGGGGCUCCUAAAACCACCCAAGCAUUUUGCUGGUUAGGGGAUUCAACUACCAUACCUAAUGUCUUCACAUAUAAGUCCUUUAUGACUUGUAUGUCUCGGAUCCUCUCAGAAAUCGGCAUUCCUCCUGAGCAAUAUGGUACCCACUCGUUUCGUCGUGGGGGUGCUACCUUUGCUCUGGAGGCUGGAGUGUCAUUGCAUGUUAUAUCCCUUUUGGGUGACUGGAAGUCAGAUUCCAUGUUCUUAUAUCUCCAUAUGCCUUUAUCUCAGCGAAUAUCUGCCCAGCGUGCUAUGGCAUCACACCUACCUCCUAUUCCCUAA